AUGCCGAAAUCUAGCCUACAAAAAGCCUUCUAUGGCACUGUUAUUCAUUCCGAAGGCUUGAAGAAAAUUUCCAUCCUCGAAAAUGCCUUGUUGGUGGUCGACGGCCGCGGUACCAUCGCCGCUCUCGAAGCAGACGUGCAGAAAGAAAAAGUCUCCGAAAAACUCGAAGCCCUCAAUGCUUCCGAGCUCAGCUUCACUGAAAUAAAAAAAGGACAGUUCAUCAUGCCUGGUUUCGUUGAUACACAUAACCAUGCGCCGCAGUGGCUUCAUCGCGGCCAGGGCCAGGGCCUCCAUAUCCUCGAAUGGCUUAAUCAAGUUGCCUUUCAUAAUGAGUCUCUAUUCAAAGAUCCUAAUCACGCAAGACGAGUAUAUCCCAUGGUCGUCAAAGGAAUGCUUCGUCAAGGCGUCACGACUGCGAGCUACUAUGGUUCCCUGCACGGCGCGGCCACCAAAAUCCUGGCCGACGUCUGCUUGGAGAUGGGCCAGCGGGCACUCAUCGGGAAAUGCAACAUGGCCCGAAACGCACCGGAUUUCUACGUCGAUGCGAGUGUCGCCGAAUCAUUGCAGGUCACGCGCGACUGUAUAAAGCACAUCAAGGACCUCGAUCUCAAAGGCGAACUCAUUCGCCACGUCUUGACGCCGCGCUUCGCCAUUUGCUGCGAUGAGACUCUGCUAGAGGGACUCGGCGAGAUUGUCAAGGAACACCCGACCAUGGCUAUCCAAACACACUUUGACGAAUCCGAGCAGGAAAAGAACUUUACCAUGACACUGUUCCCGCAAUUUACCAACGAGGCGGACCUGUACGAAAAGUUCAACCUCCUCAACGAACGCUCCAUCCUGGCCCACUGCACCAUCAUGACGCCCUACGAGACGCAGCGGCUGCAGCAGCUCGACUGUGGCGUGGCGCACUGCCCUACGUCCAAUAUGACGGUUGGCGGCGGCUUCAUGGCCGCGCCCAUCAAGGACUUUCUUCGCCGCGGCAUGAAGGUCGGCUUGGGCACGGAUUCCGGCGGCGGCUACUCCAUCUCCAUGCUCAAUGCGAUGCGCCACUCUUUGAUCAACUCCUUUGCGCGUGACUUCCUGGAUGCGCGCGACGGCAGCGCUGCGAUAACGAUGGAAGAGGCAUUCCACAUGGCCACAAUCGGUGGUGCUCGUGUUGUCGGUUUUGGCGAAGAGGUUGGAGACUUUCGGGUUGGUAAACAGUUCGAUGCACUCCUAGUUGAUAUAAGCGAGGCAAGAGGUGGAAUUACGGCACCGCUCGAAGACGUCGAUGCCUUGCGAACGAUGCUGGAGAAGUUCAUCAUGACAGGUGAUGACCGAAACAUAGCCCAAGUCUAUGUUCGGGGCCGUCUUGUGCAUCAUUGCUGA
Messenger RNA from Akanthomyces muscarius, 1368 nucleotides. RefSeq lists its product as uncharacterized. Gene Ontology annotation, cellular component: cytosol. The record is from RefSeq and is a predicted model, not a curated record. NCBI's taxonomy places the organism in Eukaryota, Fungi, Ascomycota, Sordariomycetes, Hypocreales, Cordycipitaceae. Gene Ontology annotation, biological process: guanine metabolic process. The transcript has a single exon. The coding region runs from base 1 to 1368 and encodes 455 amino acids. Gene Ontology annotation, molecular function: guanine deaminase activity; zinc ion binding.